Molecule: messenger RNA, 210 nt
Organism: Rotaria sordida
Lineage: Eukaryota; Metazoa; Rotifera; Eurotatoria; Philodinida; Philodinidae
Source: the annotation of a GenBank genome assembly
AUGGGUAUUUCUCGUUCAUCUUCGAUUGUUCUCGCGUAUCUAUUGAGAUAUCAUCAUAAUUCGUUGGCUGAAGCAUAUGAUUAUUUGGUUGAACGACGUCGUUUUGCUGCCCCUAAUCAUGCUUUUUUCUUACAAUUGAUUCGGUAUGAGCAUAAACUGCGUGAGAAAAAUGAAGGCAACGAAAAACGAAAUUCGACCAAAAGCAACUGA